Molecule: messenger RNA, 5120 nt
Organism: Xyrauchen texanus (razorback sucker)
Lineage: Eukaryota; Metazoa; Chordata; Actinopteri; Cypriniformes; Catostomidae
Gene: acp7
Product: acid phosphatase 7, tartrate resistant (putative)
Exons: 15
Coding region: 134-1447 (437 amino acids)
Molecular function (GO): metal ion binding; acid phosphatase activity
Source: RefSeq, a predicted model, not a curated record
CGUAAAUAAACAGAUCAUGUGAUCGUUUAGCUGACGCGCUAGCUUUAAACUAGCUUUAAACCAGUUAAACUUCUCUACUGUAAACAACAACAGGUCUAUUUGGGUGUAAAUACAGGUGAAGAAUACACCAGUCAUGGCGUCUGUGGGUCUUCUGUGUGUCUGUGCUGUCAUCUCUGCUGCUUCCUGUGUGACAACAAUAGGAACUCAACCUGAGCAGGUGCACAUCUCGUAUCCAGGUGUAAUACACUCUAUGGUGGUCACAUGGUCGACCUUUAACGACACAGACAGUGUUGUUGAAUACAGUGUGUGGGGUGAAAAGCUCUUCAGUCACACAGUAAAGGGAAACUCUUCUGUAUUCACUGAUGGAGGUCCAGAGAAUCGGACGAUGUUCAUUCACCGCGUCACACUGACUGACCUGAAACCUGCCGCUGUAUACGUGUAUCACUGUGGCAGUGAGGCCGGUUGGAGUGACGUCUUUUAUUUCACAUCUCUGAAUGAGAGUUCGACCUUCAGUCCCAGAUUCGCUCUGUUUGGUGACAUGGGGAACGAAAACGCACAAUCACUGAGUCGACUGCAGAAAGAGACUCAGAUCGGCAUGUAUGACAUCAUUCUGCACAUUGGUGAUUUUGCAUAUGAUAUGCAUGAGGACAAUGGCAAGAUCGGUGAUGAGUUCAUGAGACAGAUUCAGUCCAUCGCUGCUUACACACCGUAUAUGACGUGUCCAGGGAACCAUGAGAGGGCUUACAACUUCUCGCACUACAGGAACCGCUUCAGUAUGCCGGGACACACGGAGAACCUCUGGUACAGCUGGAAUGUCGGUCCCGCUCAUUUCAUCUCGUUCUCAACGGAAGUGUAUUUCUAUCUGGAAUACGGCCUGGAUUUGCUCUUCAGACAGUUCGAGUGGCUCCAAAAAGAUCUUGAGGAAGCCAACAGGCCCGAGAACAGAGCGUUGCGCCCGUGGAUCAUCACGAUGGCACACAGACCCAUGUACUGUUCCGACGAUGAUGACGAUGACUGCACACACUUUCAGAGCUAUGUGCGAUUUGGACGCAAUGACACACAGCCGGCGGCUCCUGGCCUGGAGAAUUUAUUCUACCAAUACGGAGUGGAUCUGGAGCUGUGGGCUCAUGAACACACAUAUGAGAGACUCUGGCCCGUGUACGAUUAUCAGGUGUUUAAUGGAAGUUUUUGGGAGCCGUAUGUGAAUCCUAAAGCACCGGUUCAUAUCAUCACAGGCUCAGCUGGGUGCAGAGAGAAACAUGACGGUUUCAUCCCCAAACCUCGAGACUGGAGCGCUUUCAGAAGCACCGAUUACGGCUACACACGCAUGCAUGUGAUGAACCGCACACACCUGUACCUGGAGCAGGUGUCUGAUGACCAGUACGGUAAAGUGAUCGAUCAGAUCACACUGGUGAAGGAGGUUCAUGGAGCGGACGCCUGGCGGUGAAGAUCAAUCAAACAAAUGAACCGUGUUCGGAAGGAUCAGACCUCAGUCUCCUCUCUAAAGAUCUGACGGGAGCGCGUGUGUUUUGAGUGGGACAUGAAGUCGAUUCUUUAAAUCCCUCCAGACAGAUUUACACUGUUGGCUUCUGUAUCAGCUCUGAUCCAACUCUUAAUCACAGGGGCAAGAUUAAGUUCUUCAAGGUUGUUAAUGUUUCAUCAAGAAAGAAUCUUUAUAUGGGUCUUCAUCUAUUUGAACUGAAUGAAAAUCCAUGUAUUAAAAUUAAAUAUGAUUUUAUUAAACUUUACAUUUCAGUACUAUACACAAUCUACUUGAUUUUUAUGACAAUGUGUGUGUGUUUGACACUGCCAGCUACUGAAGCACUGUUGUAUGAUUCCCGAACAAAUGACUCAUAUGAGUCGGUUCUUUUGAAUCUACAGAGUGACCAGUGUAGACCGAUUCCCAAACAAAUGACUCAUAUGAGUCGGUUCUUUUGAAUCUACAGAGUGACAAGUGUAGUCCGAUUCCCAAACAAAUGACUCAUAUGAGUCGGUUCUUUUGAAUCUACAGAGUGACAAGUGUAGUCCGAUUCCCAAACAAAUGACUCAUAUGAGUCGGUUCUUUUGAAUCUACAGAGUGACCAGUGUAGUCCGAUUCCCAAACAAAUGACUCAUAUGAGUCGGUUCUUUUGAAUCUACAGAGUGACAAGUGUAGUCCGAUUCCCAAACAAAUGACUCUUAUGAGUCGGUUCUUUUGAAUCUACAGAGUGACAAGUGUAGUCCGAUUCCCAAACAAAUGACUCAUAUGAGUCGGUUCUUUUGAAUCUACAGAGUGACCAGUGUAGUCCGAUUCCCAAACAAAUGACUCAUAUGAGUCAGUUCUUUUGAAUCUACAGAGUGACCAGUGUAGUCCGAUUCCCAAACAAAUGACUCUUAUGAGUCGUUUCUUUUGAAUCUACAGAGUGACCAGUGUAGACCGAUUCCCAAACAAAUGACUCAUAUGAGUCGGUUCUUUUGAAUCUACAGAGUGACCAGUGUAGUCCGAUUCCCAAACAAAUGACUCAUAUGAGUCGGUUCUUUUGAAUCUACAGAGUGACCAGUGUAGUCCGAUUCCCAAACAAAUGACUCUUAUGAGUCGGUUCUUUUGAAUCUACAGAGUGACCAGUGUAGUCCGAUUCCCAAACAAAUGACUCAUAUGAGUCGGUUCUUUUGAAUCUACAGAGUGACCAGUGUAGUCCGAUUCCCAAACAAAUGACUCAUAUGAGUCGGUUCUUUUGAAUCUACAGAGUGACCAGGGUAGUCCGAUUCCCAAACAAAUGACUCUUAUGAGUCGGUUCUUUUGAAUCUACAGAGUGACAAGUGUAGUCCGAUUCCCAAACAAAUGACUCAUAUGAGUCGGUUCUUUUGAAUCUACAGAGUGACCAGUGUAGACCGAUUCCCAAACAAAUGACUCAUAUGAGUCGGUUCUUUUGAAUCUACAGAGUGACAAGUGUAGUCCGAUUCCCAAACAAAUGACUCAUAUGAGUCGGUUCUUUUGAAUCUACAGAGUGACCAGUGUAGUCCGAUUCCCAAACAAAUGACUCAUAUGAGUCGGUUCUUUUGAAUCUACAGAGUGACCAGUGUAGUCCGAUUCCCAAACAAAUGACUCAUAUGAGUCGGUUCUUUUGAAUCUACAGAGUGACCAGUGUAGACCGAUUCCCAAACAAAUGACUCAUAUGAGUCGGUCCUUUUGAAUCUACAGAGUGACCAGUGUAGUCCGAUUCCCAAACAAAUGACUCAUAUGAGUCGGUUCUUUUGAAUCUACAGAGUGACCAGUGUAGUCCGAUUCCCAAACAAAUGACUCUUAUGAGUCGGUUCUUUUGAAUCUACAGAGUGACCAGUGUAGUCCGAUUCCCAAACAAAUGACUCUUAUGAGUCGGUUCUUUUGAAUCUACAGAGUGACCAGUGUAGUCCGAUUCCCAAACAAAUGACUCAUAUGAGUCGGUUCUUUUGAAUCUACAGAGUGACCAGUGUAGUCUGAUUCCCAAACAAAUGACUCUUAUGAGUCGGUUCUUUUGAAUUUAUGCCUCUAAAAAUGUCUGCGUAAAAACACCUUUAACAAGAACUGUAUUAAAUAUAUCUCUGAUUUAUUUGUUCUUCUCAGUCUCAUAAUUUGUGUCGUUAGCUUUAGCAACAUGCUAACAUCAGACGCUAUUAGCAUAAAACAAAGGCAGUCUGAGUAAACACAAAAUACAGUUUUUAAAUGAUAAUGUUAUUUAUUUAAGCAAAAAGGUUAUCCAAUACCAACUGGGCAUGUGUGAAAAAGUAUUUGCCCCCUUAUUUACUAUAUCUUCAAAUAUAUGAAACGAUGGGGUUCAGCUGGACUAUACACACCCAGACCUGAUCAAUCAAAUCAACACCUAAAUACAACUUUUCAGCAGCAUGAUGUUGGCUAAAAGGUGUCGCCCAGUAGCACACUAUGCCAUGAUUGUAAUACAUCAGUCUGGGAAGGGUUACAAACUAUUUCAGACUCUGGGACUCCAAAGAACCCCAGUGAGAGCCGUUAUCUCCUAAUGGAGAGCACUUGACACAGUAGUGAACCCUCCCAGAAGUGGCCGUCCUGCCAAACGUCCUCCAACAGCUCGUCUGAAUGUUGCCAAAACACACCUUGAUGAUCCUCAAAGCGUUUCAGAGAAUGUUCUGUGGACAGAUGAGUCGUAAGGGGUCCCGUUACAUCUGCUCCACCGAAACAGCAUCACACCUACGCUCAAGCAUGGAGGCGGUACCCAGAGGAACAUUAAGGGUGUGGGGAUGCUUUACUGCUUCAGGGCGAUGUGCAAUAAUUGAGGGAAACGUCCCGUCAUCAGUCCAUGAGUUGAAGCUGAAGCACAGCUGGAUCAUGCAGCAUCACAAUGAUCCAAAGCACAGCUAAAUUAAAGUUUUGGAGCGGCCUCUAGUCAAAGUCCUGACUUGAGCCCGAUUCAGAUGCUGAGACAGGACCUGAAACGGCCAUUAAACUCUCCGGGACAACAUUCCCCCACAGCAAGACUGAUCUCCAGAUAUCGGACGCGUUUGAUGCAGUUGUUGCUGCUAAAGGCGGCACAGCUAGCUGUUAAGUUCAAGGGGGCAGUUAGUUUUUCACAUGGGUGAUAAAGGUGAUGGACAGCUUUCUUGCUUCAAUAUAUAAAUAUAAUAUAAUAUAAUAUAUAUGAAACAGUAUUUUGAGUUCGCUCAGGUGGCUUUUAUAUCUCGUUUGAAAAUCUGAAACAAUUCAGUAUGAACAAUAGAAGACAUCAGGAGGGGGCAAAUACUUUUUCACACCCCUGUGUAAUCUUAGAGGUUGUUGGUUGGUUGUGAUGGUUUCGUCAUGAGGUCAUUAAUGAGAUUAUAGAGAUUCAGAUGAACUCAUGAAGUAUUUCAGGUGUCGUGUUUCUAACCAUCAGGGCUGGGAGGAUUACUUUUGAAAAUUUAUUCCAGUACAGAUUACAGAGUACAUACUGUGAAAUGUAAAUUGUAAUGCAUUCCGUUAGAUUACUCAAGGUCAGUAAUGUAAUCUAAAUACUUUGGAUUACUUCUUCAGCACUGGUGGAUUUUUUCACUUGUUUUGACUAUAAAAUCUCUACACACAACAGGUGUCAUUGAAAGAUUAGAAUCUCGACUUUCCAGUGCAUGUGACAUUAUGACCAAAACUGAACAAGUGC